AUGCUGAACCAAUUCACCUGUACCAAGUUCAUAGAAUCUCCUUUCUGGUUCAUGGACGGAAAGAUCAAUGCCACCGAUUCAGAGCCCCAGUCUGACUUCCACAAGAGGUUCCAGUACGAGUACAAGAGGCUCCUACGAGACAAUGCGAUUUUACUGACCCCUAACAAAACCACAAAGUUACCCGCGAGGAUGCAGCGUGGUGGAAAUCCAUCAUUGUUGGAAAGCGCAACGAUGAAUCCCUGCGUGAUGAAUAAUAUCCCACCCACUCCCGUCGGCCGUAACACAGUCAAACAUCGCACGGCGCUUGUGAAGACUUACACUGAUGAGUUGAUGCGUUCCCGGCUCUUCCAGCUCUUGCUUCGGGAUCCAGUGACCAAGUACAAACGAUCCCAGCGCAAGAGUAGUCUGCGUUUACUCCUCGACUCUGCCGCUCAAACCGUCAUUCACGCCGAUGGUGGUCUCUACGGCAAUAUGAACAUUGUGCGACUGCCAGAUCUUCCGAAAUUCAAUCACUGGUCGGGCCAGAUGAUCGUCCAUCCUUUCCACGCAGGAUUUGAACCCGUCGAAGGCAGUCGGGUUUUGAUUGUGACGCGGCCAAGCUAUAGCUACAUCGACAUCAUCUCCCUCAAACACUUCUCUACGGUGCCCCCAUGGAUGGUGAACCGUGCCGAAGUACUGGUGGCAGCCAAGGGGAGAAAAGCCCGGGCACUAUGGGCAGCUGCUGCUGUCAGCAAUGACUGCGAGAACACCGUUGGAAUGGACAAGGAGGAAGGAGAGAGCCAGGAAGAUGAUGACACGGAAGAGAAUGCUGGUCCAGUCAGGGCUCUUCCACCCCUACCAGAGACCAUCUGGCGGCAGUAA
This is a messenger RNA of Aspergillus vadensis CBS 113365, 861 nucleotides long. RefSeq lists its product as uncharacterized. The coding region runs from base 1 to 861 and encodes 286 amino acids. The transcript has 2 exons. The record is from RefSeq and is a predicted model, not a curated record. Lineage: Eukaryota; Fungi; Ascomycota; Eurotiomycetes; Eurotiales; Aspergillaceae.